Lactuca virosa is the source of this 366-nucleotide messenger RNA. The record is from the annotation of a GenBank genome assembly. NCBI's taxonomy places the organism in Eukaryota, Viridiplantae, Streptophyta, Magnoliopsida, Asterales, Asteraceae.
AUGCAAGAUUUGAAACUAUCAGGGUAUUCAAUUGAAGAAAUUAAAAAUACACUUAGUCUGACAGAUUCACAUAUGAAACAACUCAAUGAUUACAAUGACACAACUGAACAAGUUCUUCCUAUGUCUAUGGAAGAGGAGUAUCCACCUCAAACUGAGACACAAGAUGGGGCUGAAGAAAUUAUCCCUGAGACACAACCAGAAAGUGAAGAAGAAGAAGAAGAAGAAGGCAUUAAUGACACCCAUGAAUUACCAAUACACCUUAGGAUUGUGAAAAGAAGAAGGCCCUCUGAGAGGAUUGUUAAAACCAAGCUGAAGAAGAUGGGAUGUGUUGGGACUUCUGCAAAUUCAGCAUUGGAGUUGGGUUAG